UUUUCAGGGUGUGUAUCAGAACUGCUAGUACCGUACUUGUGCGCGCACAGGGUUUUAUCAAACGUACGAUAUAAGUAUUUCUUUAUCCGGUUUUUGCUAAUUCAUUCAGUGAGGAACUUCGUCUGUCUUCGAACAGCGACCCUGCCGCGGAUGAAUUUUAGGGAACGUGUACAUGAUUCAUCGUGAACUGUUUUAUUGUAACCAAAAUGGACCCGACCAACCUCGUACAGUUGGAUGAACCGUUCUACACGGCCGAGCAGAUUGUUGUCCCGCCCGAAUUGCCGGAGAUCCUCAAGCAGUUCACGAAAGCGGCGAUAAAAACACAACCACCGGAUCUCCUUGAGUGGGCCAGCAGCUACUUCCGCGCUCGCGCCACUGGACAGCGUCUGCCUAUUAAAGAUCGCCUGGAGCUGAUUCCGGACGAUUAUGAUGAUCUUACGUUAGGUCUGCUCAAGAUCCUCCAUCGUGAGCUUGGGCACAAGAAUGUCGUCAGUCUGGCUGAAAUCCAGGAGCACUGGACCGGAUUGGGACUGGGACCGGAUAAGUUCACCGAGUUGGUGGAUGUGGGAAAUUUCCCCGCCACGGUGGAAUGGCACCGGUUUGUGGUGAUUGCGUGCGGGAAACUCGGCGAGCAAAUCGAAGACAUCUUCAAAAACUUUUGCCUGGUACUAACCAACGAACCCGACGGCAGUAACGCCCUGGUACCCUUCAGCCAGUUCCAGGACGCAUACUCCUUCGUGGCGCAGACCAUCGAGGAGAUCGACGACGCCACCCAGGAUCAUUUUCUUGCUUACAUGAACUCCGUAGCGGAAAAACAGGGCGGGAUGGUCCAUCCCGGCAACAUCACCUACCGUGACGCUCCGCCGAUGGUGGCCGGCCCGCAGUCCAGCCGACAGGGAAAACGCUCGACGAAGCGGUCGAUGAAGGGCAGUGUCGGGCGGUACGGGGAUACGGAAACGUCGGAUUCGUUUACGCAGGGCACUACCAGCAGUGAUUGAGGAAAUUAAUUUUUAGCGUUUUCUGGAUUUGGUGUUGCAACGAGAAUUGGCUAUAGUUAGUGGGCUUAUUGCAUAACGUAGCUGCAGCCUGCAGCAAUAACGCGAAGGAAAAAUUAAUGUCGUAUUUUGUAAUAUAUUUUGAUAGAAUUUAAAUGAACCACGAGUAAUUCUUAUGUUACGGUACAUACAUUGGAGCUACGAACGCUUUAACCAGUGUGUGAAUAA
Paramacrobiotus metropolitanus is the source of this 1223-nucleotide messenger RNA. Its product is annotated as ropporin-1-like protein. NCBI's taxonomy places the organism in Eukaryota, Metazoa, Tardigrada, Eutardigrada, Parachela, Macrobiotidae. The transcript has 5 exons. Bases 207 to 998 code for a protein of 263 amino acids. The record is from RefSeq and is a predicted model, not a curated record.